Messenger RNA from Branchiostoma floridae (Florida lancelet), 7164 nucleotides. RefSeq lists its product as uncharacterized. Lineage: Eukaryota; Metazoa; Chordata; Leptocardii; Amphioxiformes; Branchiostomatidae. The record is from RefSeq and is a predicted model, not a curated record. Bases 168 to 5783 code for a protein of 1871 amino acids. The transcript is spliced from 4 exons.
AUUAGAUAGUUGUGACACACGAUAUUAUCUAUCACCCACGCUUCUUACCUGUCCUGUUCUGUAACAAAUAGUGUCAUUGUUCCUUCCCGCAACUACCGAAGAAGUUUCAAACCGUAGACAUUGUUUCAUCGGCAAGGAACCACGCCAGAGCGACAGAAGUGAAACAGAUGACGAUGGAAUGGAAAGUUCUGCUCCUGCUGUCCGUCCUCCGAGCCGCCUCUUCCGCUGUCAUCAUCAGCGAAAUCAACGCCGACAACCCUUCCAUCGACGACCAAGAGUUCAUUGAACUCUACAACGCCGGCAGCACGCCCGUGUCCCUGCAAAGCUUCACCCUCGUCCUGUACAACGGAGAGACCGACCCAUCACGUGCGUAUGACGUCAUCACAUUCGGAAAUGACGACAUAGUCCAGCCAAAGGGAUAUUACGUCAUCGGGUCAGCUAAAGUCCAGCCGACUCCAAACAAGAUAUUUUCUACCGCAGAAAAUAUUUUACAGAACGGGCCGGAUGCAGUGGCGCUUUACUAUGGCAAUCCGGCGGACUUUGCGGUGGGCAUGGCUCCUACAACAAGCAGCUUGGUCGAUGUAGUCAUCUACACCAAAUAUCCAAGACCAACAUCUCUACUGGAAGCUCUAGCACCGGGACAAAGCAUUGUCACGGAAAUUUCCGGUACAGAUGUUUCCAUCAGUAGUUGCAAUGGCAUUGUUCCUAUAGACCUGUCCAGGUUUAAAUCAGGGAACCCUACCCCCGGGCGAGUAAACGACUGUGACCCACCUCCCCCCACCGCCGGACCCCCAACCCUCCCGGAACCUCGCCCCGUCCUCCCCCCAACUCCAGCUGUGAUCAUCUCCGAAGUGAACGCCGACAAUGUCAUGGUCGACGACCAGGAAUUCAUCGAACUCUUCAACCUCGAAAGUCGCGAUGUCGUGCUGGAUAACUUCGUCCUCGUGCUCUACGACGGAAGUACGACCGCGAACGCUUAUGACGUAAUCAGUCUCACCGGAUAUGUCGUCAAGCCAGGUGGCUACUUCGUUGUCGGGUCAAGAAACGUCCGACCUGUACCGGACUACAUUCUACCAAAGGGAGUGAACAUCUUAGAAAAUGGGCCCGACGCAGUGGCUCUCUAUUACGGUUAUCUCACCGACUAUUCCGUAGGGAUGGCACCGACGGCUGAUAAGUUAGUAGACGUUGUGAUAUACACUAAGUACUCCUCCAUGACAUCCACCCCGCUACUGAACAUACUCGCUCCUUCACAGAACAUAGUGUUGGAAGGUUCUGAGAUUGAUCCGUCUAUAAGCAGGUGUGGAGGAUUCACGCCCAAAGUCUUGUCGCAAUUUCGUGCUACAACACCCACACCAGCCAGCGCCAAUAGCUGUCCUACCCCGCCGGCAACACCAGCUCCUCAACAGACGGAAUUACCAGUCCCGUUCCCUCCACCAGCGCUAGUCAUCAGUGAAGCCAACCCAGAAGAUCCUCCAACCAAUGGGCAGGAAUUCAUCGAACUUUACAACCCGGAGAGUCGCGCCAUUUCAUUGGACUAUUUCGUUCUCGUCCUCUACGAAGGCAGUUCUCCUACCCAAUCAUGCGCCGUGAUCCCCCUGAUAGGAUACUUUAUCCAACCGAACGGAUACUUCGUUAUCGGUAGUAGAAACGUACAGCCGGUACCUGACAAAGCGCUUGACUAUGGCGUACAUAUUCAUCAAGGCGGACCCGAGGCGAUUGCCUUGUACUACGGACAAGCGACUGACUACACGGUAGGAAUGGCACCCACCUCCAGAAAUCUCAUAGAUGUUGUCAUCUUUGCCAAAGCUAGCGAGAUGUCCAACCCAACACUGGCAACGAUGGUGAAUGUGUUAGCUCCUGGGCAAAACUUCAUCACAAAAAGCGAUGCCGUAGACUCUUCCAUUAGUAGAUGUGGUGGCCUCGCUCUAAGAGAUCUAUCCAUGUUCAAAGCAACAUACACCUCUCCAGCUCGCGUAAACGAUUGUCGAGAGGUCAUAAUCUCAACAACAGCGGCCCUGCCCACCUCUACCCCAACACCGAUCCAACCACUUCCUACCCUGCGACCUAACGUCAUCAUAAGUGAAAUAAACGCCGACAACCCUUUUGCUGACGAUCAGGAGUUCAUAGAACUAUAUAACCAGGAGAACCGCGCAGUAGCGUUAGACGGGUUCGUCAUUGUCCUCUUUGACGGCAACUCGAUGAAGGCUUACGAAGUUAUUCCUUUGCGGGGACAAACUGUGCAAGCAAACGGAUUCUUCACCGUUGGUUCCGGUAAAGUCCAACCCCUACCGGAUAUAGUUCUACCCAGGGAAGAGCAUAUAUUACAGAAUGGCCCAGACGCGGUUGCGCUUUACUAUGAUAGGUCAGCAUAUCAAACGGGUAUGGCACCGACGGCGGUAAAUUUGGCCGAUGCCGUCGUCUACAGCAAAUAUCGUAAUAAACUGGACACGCCGCUAGCCAGCAUCUUAACAACUGGUCAGAGAGCUAUCCUGGAAAGAGCGGAUAUUCCUGACGCGUCCAUUAGCCGGUGUGGAGGGACCAUCCCACGCGUCCAGGCGAUGUUUCAGACCACCUACCCCUCCCCAUCGGAGAUAAACGACUGCCGAGUUUUGCCGACUGCCCCGCCGACACCCGCACGAGCACCGCCGAGGCUCGUAAUAAACGAAGUGAACGCCGACAAUCCAAGGUUCGACACGAUGGAAUUUGUAGAAAUCUACAAUCCAGGGAUGGAGAAGGUUUCUCUGGAUUCUGUCUUCCUCGUCUUGUACAAUGGUAACAAUGACCGCGCGUAUAGUGCCAUCAACUUGAGCGGGUAUGAAAUAGAACCAGACGGUUACUUUGUCGUGGGGUCUUCCCUUGUUGUCCCUCGUCCUGAUUUUGCAUUGGAAAGGGGCAAAAACAUCCUUCAGAACGGAGAGGACGGAGUCGCACUUUACUUCAACCCAAGCGGCGGUGACAACUAUUACCAGAUACCUGUAACGGCUAACAACCUGAUAGAUGCAGUGGUGUAUUCUGUAAGGUUCUGGGACGGAAGUAACGCCAUCUUGAACACGCUUACACCUGGACAGCAAGCUCUGAUCGAGUACUCCCAACAUAACGCCGGGGACGUGGACGAAUCCAUCAGUAGAUGUACGGGGAACGACCCACUGCGGUUAGACCAGUUCAAACUCGGAUUUGUCACUCCUGGUAGGAGGAACAACUGCACGGUGGUUCCCGUGAGUAACUAUCCAGGAGUAAUACUCAGUGAGAUCAAUGUUGACAUGCCUUCAGUAGACGACCAGGAGUUCAUCGAACUGUACAACACAGAGGACUAUGACGUGAUACUGAACUACUUCGUGCUUGUGUUAUACGACGGCGCUUCUUCGCCCAAAGCGUACGAUGUUAUCCCCCUCACAGGACAGAGAAUCCCAAAGAAAGGUUACUUUGUCAUAGGAACGGCUAACGUCCAGCCUGUUCCGGACGUGAUUCUUGGCGAGGGACAGAACAUCUUACAGAACGGUCCCGACGCCGUGGCUCUGUAUUACGGCUCACCAGGUGACUUCACCAUAGGCAUGGAUCCGACGAGUCUCAAUCUUGUAGAUGUCGUCAUAUACACCGUGUACCAACAGUUAGUGAACACCCCCCUGACGACGGUACUAGCUCCUGGACAGAACACGAUCAUAGAAAGCAAAGAGGCUCAAACGACUGACAAAUCAAUAAGCAGAUGUUCAGGACUCAAUGCAAAAGAUUUGUCCACUUUUCAGUCAAGUGCUCCAACUCCACGUGCACCCAACGCCUGUAGUGUCUCACAGACAACAGAUGUACCAACAACUACAACAACAACACCUGACCAAACAGCAGCAACAAUCCCUACAACAACACCAAUCAUCAUCAUUAACGAAGUCAAUGCCGACAAUCCUUCCAUAGACAAGCAAGAGUUCAUUGAACUUUACAACACGGAGAACCGAGCUGUACUGCUUGACAACUUCGUUAUUGUACUGUUCGAGGGGAACGUUUUACGUAAGGCCUAUGGAAUCAUGUCCCUAGCCGGACAGGCAGUUGAGCCACACGGGUAUUUCGUCAUCGGCACAAAGAACGUUGUACCGAAGCCGAACAUGGUGCUGCAAGCGGGGACGAGGAUCCUCCAGAACGGACCUGACGCCGUGGCGCUGUAUUACAGCGAUCCUCUCACCCCAGAUCUUUACAAACUCGGCAUGAACCCCAUCGCUAGAGACCUCGUCGACGUGGUAGUUUACACCAAGCACCCCAACGUUACCCACACACCGCUCAUAGAUGUCUUGGCCCCUGGCUCCAGCGCUGUCGUGGAGAGCGGCAUCAUUGACGUGUCUGUCAGCAGGUGUGGCGGGUUCGUUCCCCGGGCCAUCUCCCAGUUCCAGGCGACUCUUCCUUCGCCAUCACGCCCAAACGACUGUCGCCCUCUUCCAACACCCAAUCUUGUCAUCAAUGAGUUCAACGCAGACAACCCGAAACAGGAUAAGCAUGAGUUCGUCGAGUUGUACAACCCAAACGACUUCAGGAUACCACUCGAUUCUGUUUACCUGAUCUUCUACGACGAUGAUCAUAACUGGGCGUACGAAAUAAUUGACCUCACUGGGAGAGAAAUCACGGCAAAGGGUUACUUCGUGGUUGGAUCAAAAAGGGUCGUCCCUCGCCCGGACUACGUCAUUGACAAAAGCGAAAGAUUGUUGAAAAACAGGGAAGACGGAAUUGGUCUGUAUUACAACCCGAGUGCACGGUAUUACAAACUGAUGCCUGUUACAACUGAGGGAUUGAUAGACGCAGUAGUCUACUCAAAGAAAGUCUUUGAAGGAACUAACGUCCUUUUGAACACCCUGACACCUGGACAGAAGGCCCUCCAUGAAGACUCCAGUUUCAAUGCCGACGACGUGGAUGAAUCUCUCGGUAGAUGUGGCGGUGUAACCCCCCGCGAGCUAUCAAACUUCGCCCUAACAUACCCAACACCCGGCGCUAGGAACAACUGUUCGUCCAAAGCGCCCAAAAUCAUCAUCAACGAAAUAAACGUAGGCAACCCCUCGUAUGACCGGAGAGAAUUCAUAGAGCUCUACAACAAAGAGUCGAAGACUGUAUCACUAGACUCCGUCUCCGUAGUGUUAUACGACGGUAACAGGGAUAAAGUGUACCUAGCUAUUGGUUUAGAAGGCUACUCAAUUCCACCGAAAGGGUAUUUUGUUAUAGGAACGGAAGGUUUGCGUCAAACUCCGGACUAUCAACUAGACAGGUUCCAAAACGUCAUACAAAACGGAGAAGACGCCGUGGCUCUGUACUACGAUCCGGGCGGACGGUACAAGAAGGGGAUGCCUGUGACGUUGGACAACCUCAUAGACGCCGUGGUGUACUCUACACGUGAGUGGACAGGCAGUAACCUGAUCCUGAAGACUCUCACACCUGGACAGAAGCCGUUACACGAGUCGCAGGUGCACUACCCGGGAGACAUAGACGAGUCGCUCAGCAGGUGCAGAGGCACUGAUCCCGUCACCCUGUCACAGUUCGCCCUGUCCGCCCCAACACCCGGCAAACAGAACAACUGUGACGACAUACCGGAUACGGAGGAAGGACAGACGGGGGAAAAAGCAACCGCAGCACCUGUUACAUCCGGAGGUACGAUCGCCGGCGCCGUGAUUGGGUUCCUCCUGGCUGUAGUCAUCGCGGCUCUCGUAGGGUUUUACGUCUACCGCAGACGCUUGGCAUUUCCGAAACCAGUGAAGGACGACAUAAAGGUUGCUUAUCGCGACCUCGGCUACGACGACGGUACAGACGCCUAGAACUAACGCUAGAACUAACGCCUAGAACUAACGCUAGUUCACCUUUAUCCGAGGGGUGACCUAUAUCUGUUAUAUCUUAAGAUAUGGUACUUAGGGAUAUCUAGUCGACGGAAGGUGGUUUCAAACAGCAAUAUUUUGAAAAUAUUGCAAGUUGAAACCACCGUUCGUCGACUUGAUGUCCUUAAAUACCCUGUUUUUAAAUUUAACGGAUAUAGGUUACCUCGCGGAUAAAGGUGAACUACAGUUACAGUGCCGGCAAAUUUCAAAUAUAAUUAGGUAGCAAAAACAAGGAUAUUUCGUUGUAUCAGUUCAGUUGAAGUUCGAUGUAAUUCGAAUUACUAUAUUUAAAAGGUAGUACCACAGCUAUUAGCAUGUUGAAAGUACGGUAGGAAGAUUUGUAAGAGCUCUGGACUUAGAUUUAAAUAUGCUAAUCUUAGUAGUGGGGGUAAGAUAUACGAACUGUUAACUUGUAAUUUCAUAUUUUAGCAAUAUGUUACUUUAACUUAGAUUAAUAGCUAGCUGCGUUGUGUCUAUCCUACAUAGUUAACAUCAUAGUCCAGACCUAUAGUAACUUUUUUUACGUUUACGAAUAACUGAAAUAGGUUAUAUGUAGAAAUACGACAUUCCUCUUGAUGCAACUCUACUAAUAUUUGAUUUAUACUGUUAUUUGAGACCUUGUGUUAUAUCACGCGACUAAAACAUCACCAAUUCUCCGGACCAAAUGUUCAUAUCCUUAGAAAAUGGACGUACUCACUAGAAAAUGCUAUGCCGCUGUCGCAUUGAAAGAAAAAUUAAUCGGAUUUUCGUCAUGGAAAAGAUAUGUUGCGGCUAAGAAAUUUUCAAACUUUAUGUAAACUGUCUUAAACGUAACUGUCAACGCGUACCUUCACAUCCUGUUUGCCCUCAUCAUUCAUGUAUUCUAACCUAUAUAUAGGUCAAUGAUUCUUCAUCCUUUGUUACGUGGUGUUUCAUAGGCAUUCAUCUGAGAGUAUCAAAUUUUAGUAGUUCGUUUGGUGGUUUAUAUUUGGCACCUGCGAAUCAGAAGAGGCAGUGGCUUGUACGUUUUGUAACGGUUAUUUAGACAACACAAAAUAUAUUGGAACAAUGAAAGAUGUAGAAAUAUAUUCAUUAUGACUAUUUCAGUCUUCAUCUACUCUAUCAAUGUACUACAAAGGUUUUACAGCCAUACCUUAUGUACAAACACAUCAAACACAUCAUAGCAUCAAGUCCAGUCAAAGUUUAUUGCACACCAAUUGUAACAGAUACAAUGUAAGAUAAAGCGUUAUAUAUGACUACUGGCUAGUUACUAAAUCUAGCACGAUCCACAUGUAGAUUCUUCGUUAUAUAAUAAUGUUAAUAAAAUACUGACUACAAAACUACA